AUGGGAGUGUGUGGUACUGGUGACACAUUUGUCCUUAUCGGAAACAUGAACAGCCCGCGGCGAUUCCGCAUUGCUACCGGCCUCCGCCUUCCCGACCGGCUGCACUCAUCCAUCCUGUUCCAACUUAACAACCGAGCGAGCAUCUGGCCGACUUUUCGUGGCCCUCUAAACCGGCCAUGCAGUCCAUGCCAUUGCUGUUCAGGCAGUCUCUCAGAUACACUGCUAAUUUCACAAGAAAUUCUUCCUCUGUCCGAACACCCCUCCUAUCUGCGCUUAGCCCGAAAGCUCUUCCUGUCGACAGGCGGCGAGACAGAUAAACAAAAAGACGACAAGCCUGCAAAUCGGACAAAAGAUGGAGAGCCUUCAGCUGUCCCCGAAGGUAUCCUGAAGGCUGAGGCAGAUGCGGGGAGUCAAGGGUCUUCCUCCGUUGUGGAGGGUGGUGGCAUACCGAGAAGUGAUCAACCUGAGCAAGGAGGAAAGAAUGAUGCUGAGCCAAAUGGUUCUAGAUCUGGUGGUCUGCCGUCAUACUUGGAAAAUCGGCGGUCACAAUUUUCGAAGCAGUUUACGGCAAUGAUGGAUAACCUGCAAUCCAACAUAUUUGUGGCUGGACAGCGAUUGAAUGAUCUGACUGGCUACUCAGGUAUCGAGGCCUUGAAAAAGGAGAUCCACAGCCAAGAGGAACGGCUUCGAGCUGCCCGUUUCCAAGUUCGUCAGGCUAAGGAUGCCUACUCCUCUGCUAUCAACCGACGAUCGACUUCGCAGCGCGAAGUCAACGAAUUGCUUCAGCGGAAACAUGCCUGGUCGCCUGCGGAUUUAGAACGGUUUACCCAUCUCUAUCGGAAUGACCACGCCAACGAGGUCGCGGAGAGCGAAACACAGGAGGCUUUGUCUGUGGCGGAACGUGAGUCUGAAGAGGCCGCAGCACAACUGAGCAGAAGCAUCCUUUCCCGAUAUCAUGAAGAGCAGGUUUGGUCAGAUAAGAUCCGCCAGAUGAGUACCUGGGGCACUUGGGGAUUAAUGGGAGUCAAUGUACUUCUUUUCCUCAUAUUCCAGAUAGCCGUGGAGCCCUGGCGACGCAAGAGGCUGGUCAAAGGCUUUGAAGAAAAGGUCAUUGAAGCCCUUGAGAAGGAAAAGACCAUAACGCAAGCCCAAACCCUCAGUUCCCAAGAGGCUGUGUCGCAACAGUUACCAGUCACUCCUAUCUCCCAUGAGAUGGGGGAGUCACCAGUUGCUUCACCGUUUGUUGUUCAAACCCCUGCCGAGGAAUCCACACACGGCAACAUCCCAGCUGUCCCAGCAGAGAAUACAGAGCCAGCCACCGAUCCUACGCCCGCCACAAUGACUGACGCUACUACAAAUGGAACGACUAUGACUGCCAUGAACAGCACUAUUGAAUCCUGCAAAUCCCAAAUCUCAGGAGUCUCCUCUCUACCGUCCGUUGAGACUUGGGGACAGUAUUUCUAUGAUCUCUUCAGUGAUCGUAGCUUUGUCAUUACACAACGGGAUCUUUCUACCAUCGCUAUUCAAAGUGCGGCCGCCGGUGCAGCUGUCAUGGGAUUGGUGAUCGCGCUUAUACGGCAACAAUAA
Molecule: messenger RNA, 1587 nt
Organism: Aspergillus tanneri
Lineage: Eukaryota; Fungi; Ascomycota; Eurotiomycetes; Eurotiales; Aspergillaceae
Gene: she9
Product: putative mitochondrion biogenesis protein (She9)
Exons: 3
Coding region: 1-1587 (528 amino acids)
Biological process (GO): inner mitochondrial membrane organization
Cellular component (GO): mitochondrial inner membrane
Source: RefSeq, a predicted model, not a curated record